AUGGCUGAGGGGAGGACUGGAGAGGACAUUGUUUCAGAGUACCUGGACCAGAACCCUCACCUGGUCGAGUGGGUGGAGUCGCUCCGAGGAGUGCAUGAGACCAACAAGCAGUGGCACGCCAGACGAGAGUUUUUCCUGAGGAACAUGGAGACGUUCCCCACAGUCCAGCCGGGCUUCCCCAGCCCCAGUCUGGACAGGCUGCUCUCACUGUCCAUAUGUUGGGCCAACCACGUCUUCUUGGGCUGCAGGUAUGUGUAUCGUAGCCUGGUCCCAUAUCUGUUUGUGUGGUCUUGUCAACUAGAUCUCGAACAGGCUAUGUUUGAGGAAUGGAUAGAGGAACUUUGUUUUAAUGGAUUUCAAUGUUGAGUUUUACUGUAAUAUAAUUUUCACACUUCACACAAAAUGUAUGCACACACUACUGUAAGUCUCUUUGGAUAAAAGCAUCUGUUAACUGGCAUAUACUACAGAGCUGAGCUGAGCUGCACUGGCCUGGCUAUGCAUCCACCAUAGUAGUUGAAACCCUGCUGGAAAGGACAGUGUGAGAAGGAAAUAUCCGAGCCAGCACAGUAUGGUUGGGGUCAGCACUGUUGAUAGUGUGAAAAUAGUAUUAGUUAUUUACAAUGGGGGGUGCUGCUGGUGCUCUUCCAUAGGUUCUGGUUUAACAUAUAUUCUCCAGUUUGGACCAACCAGAAUGAAAAACUACUACAGUAUUCCAAUAAAGUAAACCAAGGUAAAACAACAGGAGACUAGGGUCAACUGUCCUAAGGGGACAUUCAUCUUCUUCUGUUGUUUUGCAGAUACCCUCAACCUGUCAUGGACAAGAUCGAGGAAAUGGCAGAGGGAGUGGUUGUCAAUGAUGCUCCAGUUCGAAAGACGAGAGAUGAAAUCAUGGGGAAAGGAAAGAGGACUGCAGGUAUGAUUCAGCUGUGUACAUACUUGUCAUAACUUGUUUGUAUUACUUUUUUCCCCCUUCUACUUUUUAUUACUACUUGUUAUCUAGGACUUUGUAUUUGGCAUUUGAUUCUUGAUUGAUAUUGCACUGCAUUGUUAAGGAGAGUUAGCAAGUAAGCAUUUCACUGUACCGUUUACACCUAUAUCCUGUGCACUUGACCAAUGAACUUUGAUUUGAUUUGGAUUGAAUUUGAAACUAUUUGAAAGUUUGGAUUUCUUGUAUAGUUUGUAGAGUCCAACUUUAAACGUUUUAAUUGACGCUAAUAUUAUAGCCCUACUAAAGAAAAGUUGAGUUUGACCAAUGGUCUGUCUUUGCUUCAGGGUUGUACAGUAUGGUUAACUCAUGGCAAUACACUGAAUGGCAAUUACUGUGAUAACAGAUGCUUUAUACCCGUUUCUGUAUAUUUGUAAGACAAUUAAAGUGGGAAAAGUUCUGUACUUCUCCAUCAAACAUACUGUACAUUGUUAAGGUUAGAUGAGUCGAUGAGUCAUCCCUGCAGUAUUUUUUUCUGCUGCUUUUGCCAGUGUUGCCCGGGAAGAAUCCCAUCUCAGUUGUCUUUUAUCUUGCUGAUUCUCAGGGGGCGGCGACGACGACAGCUGCGUAAAGCGGACCAAGCCUGGGAACCCCUUCAAGCAGGGCCCGCCCCCGCAGGCGCCUGCCGAGCACCAGCCCUUCUUCAACCGCCUUUACAAGGCUGUGGCGUGGAAGCUGGUGUCGGCAGGGGGCUUCGGCCCCAACCUGGACCACUUUGAGAUCCUGCGUGCCUGCACCGAGUCAUCCAAAGAGAGCCUGAGCUGCGUCUUCGUGCCCCUGAAGGACAUCCCCGACCUGCCGGCGGCGCGCACCCAGAAGGAGGGUCAGGUGUGCGAGCUGCGCUGCCAGACAGUCUACCUGGGCACGGGCUACGGGCGUGACGAGGCGGCCGCCAGGUCCAUGGCAUCCAAGGAGGCCCUCAAGGCCUUCCAGGGGCGCAAGGUGAUGGUGAAGAUCUGCCGGCGGCGGUUCAAUGGGAGGGACGUAGAGGAUCUGGUGCUGCUGGAUGAUCAGCCCAGGAACCCGGGCUUCCCUCCCGCUAUCAGCUACCCCUUCCAGCCAGAGCAGCAGGGGGACGGGCCGUCGUAG
Messenger RNA from Coregonus sp. 'balchen', 2074 nucleotides. The record is from the annotation of a GenBank genome assembly. NCBI's taxonomy places the organism in Eukaryota, Metazoa, Chordata, Actinopteri, Salmoniformes, Salmonidae.